CAUGAAUGUAUACCAAUACUAAUACUACUACUAAUAAUAAUCUAUAAUUUGAAUGACAAUGACCUAUUAACCAAAUUUCAAAUACUCAUUAAUCCAAAAUAUUACCAAUUUUUUAUUGUUAUUACUACAUAAUCUAUAUAAGUAGAGUCUAAUCUCUAUUUAGAAUAUACACUCAUCAACCACUAAAUCAAUCUUCUCUUCACGCGCCAACCAUGGCAAGAAGGAAAAUAAGGUUGACAUAUAUCGCCAAUGAAUCCCAAAGAAAAGCUUCAUACAAGAAAAGAAAGAAAGGAUUGUUGAAGAAGCUUGAAGAGCUAACGAUCCUGUGCAGCGUAGAGGCAUGCACAAUCAUGUACAGUUCAUUGGAACAAGAGCCAAUGGUGUGGCCGUCGGCGGAAGGCGUACAACACACGGUGGCUAGGUUCAGGAGCCUUCCAGAUGUGGAGCAAACCAGAAGGAGCUCAAGCCAGGAGAGCUUUAUUCAUGAGAGGAUUCAAAAGCUCAACACUACCAUACUCAAGUUGAAGAAGGAAAACCGUGAGAAGGAAAUGACAACGCUUAUGUACAAAAUCCUCGCCAGGGAACAAAUUGAUAGGCCGUUGGAUGUUGCUGAUUUGAAUGACUUGGGUUGGGUCAUUAACUUGCAUCUGGCAGAAAUUAAUAAGAGGAUCGAGACCUUAAAGAUGAAUAACACAAAUGACGUUCAAGCCUCAACCCCAACUGGGCCUGAUGUUCGAGAAGCAAUGACGACUUCAAGCAUGGUCAACUACAACCAAAUUCCUGAAAACAUGUUGAACAAUGUUGUCAUCUCGAAUCCUAUGCUUGCGAUGAACAAUAAUAUUGUCGAGCCGCCGCCUGAUGUGGCGGGGUUGGAUUACGAGGGUUGGACUCACUAUAUGAACAUGAUGAAUAGAAAAGCCAACAAGCAAAACGAUCCAACUCAAGCGGGCCCUAGUAGCUCAAAGAAUUGAAACUAUUUCAUUCCUUGGCUAUUUCACAUGUUUUUGUCGCCUUAUCGAUAUUACUUAUAACGUUCUUUCUUAGUUGUUUCAUUGAAUGUUGAUGAAUUGGGUAGUUAGGCACUACAUUCAACGUCAUCUAAAU
This is a messenger RNA of Cuscuta europaea, 1104 nucleotides long. The record is from the annotation of a GenBank genome assembly. NCBI's taxonomy places the organism in Eukaryota, Viridiplantae, Streptophyta, Magnoliopsida, Solanales, Convolvulaceae.